This is a messenger RNA of Ziziphus jujuba (common jujube), 1090 nucleotides long. RefSeq lists its product as uncharacterized. The transcript has 2 exons. The record is from RefSeq and is a predicted model, not a curated record. Lineage: Eukaryota; Viridiplantae; Streptophyta; Magnoliopsida; Rosales; Rhamnaceae. The coding region runs from base 4 to 981 and encodes 325 amino acids.
CAUAUGAAGCAACCCCAAGGCAACCACCUCUUUUUUAGUCUCCCACUUACUCAAGGAAGCUUCCUUCAGGUUCUCUCAGUGACGAUAAUGGCCACCAACGUAAGAGAAGCUCGGAGAAGGAAGAUCGUGGACCGGGGCUCCGACCGCCUUGCGCUCAUCACGGGUCGGUCACAAACCCUACCUCCUCAUGCUCCAUCACCGCCAUCAUCUUCAUCAAAUCCCCAACCCGGUAUCCAAGAUGCCCAGCCGUCGGAUUCCGUUCAUCAGGACCCCAAAACUCACGCCGCCGAGAAAACCACCGUUUCUCCUAAUGGUGAGGAUGAGGCAUCUGAUUUUGAGUUACCAAAACACUAUACUACCCCAGAUGCUGUCCAGACUGGUGAUGAUUUUGGUGGAAGCAGUUCAGCAUCUCAGUUGAGAAAAUUUGAGACCAAGGCUGAAGCGUCAAGAGCCCCUGCUUCAGAAAUCUGUGAGGUAAAACCAUCUUUGGCCUCAUCAACGGAUCAAAAUUCAUCUGUUUCUACUUUGGCUACUGAUAGACGCACAGAACCACUGAAACAGCAAUUCAGAGUUUUUACUCCGAAGCAAAUAAGUACUGCUGUUGUAGAAACGGCGCGUACCCGACUCUGUUGUUCUAUAGCAGUAGGGCUCUUGGUAGUUAUAUCAUUUCUAGGUUAUGAAAUACUAGGCAGCAACAUCGUAAAGAGCAUUUUAAGCUUUAGGCCAUUCUAUAUAGUUUUGCUGUCAAAUGUGACCUUUGUGCUUGCACAACUUCUUGGUAAGCAAAAAAGCUCUGGAAGAACUGACGGAGGAGAAAAUAAAACAACAUUGGCUGAUGGUUUGGAGUGGGCUGAACAAUUAGGAAAUGCUUUAGAGUUAGGUUUGUUGAUGCAGCAGGUGUUUAAUGCUGUUUUCAUGGAUUUUGCUGUAUAUGCGAUAAUUAUUGUGUGUGGCCUCUCUUUUGUGCAGCAAUUCCGUUAGGAAAAUUUUAGUUUUUCUUUUGUUUCAGCAAUGCCGGUUUAUGUAUUUAGAUCAAUGGAUCAUUGAGGAAGGUCCUUCUUUUGGCCUGAAAACUCCUCUGGUUGUGUUA